UGUCAUAAAAUUGUAGCAUAACUAUUUGCAGUUCUUUCUUUGACUUUCAUUAUCACCUUCUUUUGUCUUAAAAUUUGCUCUCAUUGUUUGGGAACUGAAAUUUCACUCCGAUCAAAACAAAUUCGAGCAGUUAAGAUGGAGAAAAACCAGCGUGGACAAGCAGGAAAAGGAAUUGUUCCAGGUGCAGCACAAGAAGGUGAAGGCAUGAACCAGUAUCAUGCAUCCAACCCUCCAACUCAGACCGUUGGUGUGCCUGUGGCUUCAGCCUAUGGUGGAGGGUAUCGCAAUGAUGGGCAAGGUAUACAGGAGAAGAAGCGAGAAGAGUUGCAGCAACGGGUAAAAACGUUCUGGGAAAGACAGAUGAAGGAAAUUUCGGAGAACCCUGAUUUGAAGAGUCAAUUGCCUCUGACGAGGAUUAAGAAGAUCAUGAAGUUUGAUGAUGAUGUGAAGAUGGUAUCAAGUGAGGCUACUAUGCUGUUAGGGAAGGCCUGUGAACUGUUCAUAAUGGAGCUGACAAUGAGGUCUUGGGCUCACGUGGAGGAUGAUAGGAGGAAGAUAAUUCAGCAGACUGAUGUUGCAUCUGCAAUCUCAAUUAAUGAGAUGUUUGAUUUUCUUGUUGAUGUUCUUCCUGGGGAUGACACAGUCCCAGCCAUGGCGGGACCUCAUCAAGUGCUUCCAACGCCAAAUCAGAAUACUCCUUACCCUUAUCUGUCAUUUCCACCACCACCAUAUGCUGCUCCUGGGAAUGCUUCUUCUUCAUCCGCUGCAAAUCCACCCAAUUCCAACUUCAAUCCCAUCCCAGAUCAACAACACCCUUCCAAUACCGAGGAUCAUUGAACAAAUAAAAGCUACCAAGUGAAGACAGUGCUCAUUAAGGAUAAUUUUAUGGUCUGUAUCUUCGACUUUAAAUGAACCUUUCUCUUUCCCUUUCCAGUUCAAUUUCUAUCAGUACUUUUGAUUUCAAUUAAAUAAAACGUAUCAAACUCUUUUCG
Molecule: messenger RNA, 992 nt
Organism: Vigna unguiculata (cowpea)
Lineage: Eukaryota; Viridiplantae; Streptophyta; Magnoliopsida; Fabales; Fabaceae
Product: nuclear transcription factor Y subunit C-3 pseudogene
Source: RefSeq, a predicted model, not a curated record